Messenger RNA from Annulohypoxylon maeteangense, 1984 nucleotides. RefSeq names its product kinase-like protein. Gene Ontology annotation, molecular function: protein serine/threonine kinase activity; ATP binding. The transcript is spliced from 7 exons. Gene Ontology annotation, biological process: intracellular signal transduction; peptidyl-serine phosphorylation. The record is from RefSeq and is a predicted model, not a curated record. Lineage: Eukaryota; Fungi; Ascomycota; Sordariomycetes; Xylariales; Hypoxylaceae. Bases 169 to 1782 code for a protein of 537 amino acids.
AAAAUCCUCCCUAUCAUCAUUUUUAUCUUUUUGCGCUUAAUAACUAUUCUAUCUUUUCUUGGUCUCUUCCAAUCACUCAAUCGUUAUAUCGUCAUUUGUUCAGCGUCUUCACGCUGCUGAACACCACUUAGAAAUUGCCGAAACUGGAUCGCCAUACUUCUAUUCCCAAUGGGCAACAGCCAAGGCAAGCCCGUUGACCUCAACGGCGAAGUAAACCUAAACCAUUUUCGAUUAUUACGAGUCGUCGGUCGAGGUGCUUUCGGAAAAGUACGAAUAGUCGAGAGGAAAGACACGAACUUGUCGUUUGCCUUGAAAUACAUUCGAAAAGAUGAGGUCGUACGGUCCGAAAGUGUUCGAAAUAUUAUACGAGAACGACGCAUGCUUGAACAUGUGAACCAUCCGUUUAUCUGUAACUUGCGAUAUAGCUUCCAAGAUAUCGAGUAUAUGUACCUUGUGGUCGAUUUAAUGAGCGGAGGCGAUCUACGUUUCCACAUUUCGAGGAAGACCUUCACCGAAGACGCUGUACGGUUCUGGAUUGCUGAAUUGGGUUGUGCCCUCAGAUACGUGCAUGGGCAAGGUAUAAUACAUCGAGACGUCAAACCGGACAACGUGUUGCUAGAUGCUGAUGGUCAUGUCCAUUUGACCGAUUUCAACGUUGCGUCUGACGUGGUGCCUGGGAAGCUUCUCACUAGUAAAUCGGGAACUCUUGCCUAUCUUGCCCCCGAAGUCUAUGCAGGCAAGGGCUACGAUGUGAGAGCUGAUUGGUGGUCCUUGGGCGUGCUAUUCUAUGAAUGCAUAUACAAUAAGCGGCCUUUUGAAGGCAAUUCGGAAUCCACCCUGACAAACGUCAUUCUCGCUGCCAAUCCGAAAUUUCCUGUCACCCAACCACCGGUGUCGUUGCCGUGUCUAUAUGCUAUCGGUUCUGCCUUGAACCCGAAUACUGAUAAGAGGCUUGGUAGCACUUGGGAAAGCUUCACAGACGAACCUUUCUUCCAGGCCAUUGACUUCCCCGCAUUGGAACGAAAGGAAUUAGAACCUAUUUUUGUUCCAUCGGCAGACAAGACCAAUUUCGACGCCACCUACGAUCUCGAAGAACUGUUGCUAGAGGAGGCACCGCUGGAGGCUAGGGCGCGGAGACAGAAGCCUAGGGAGAAGCUAAAGGAUGAUGCCACAGAAAAAGAGAUUCGAGAAGAGGAAUUAUAUCGUACCAUCGAACGAGAUUUCCAACCGUUUGAUUAUACCGUAGCAGCAUACAAGAAGAUUACGGGAAUGAAAGAAGGUUCAGGUGAACAUGAUUCAGCGCCCGGUCCAUCUCACGAAGAGCCCCAGGCUAUCAGCACCAACGAGGCCAAACCGGCCCCAAUCAACAAUGGGGUUGCACAGGCACAGCAUCACUCUUCGCCCACACAGGACGGCUCGCAUGCGAAUAGAAACUUUUCGAACAACAGCCGUGUACCUAAGGCCCCGUCACGAGCACCACCACCGCCGCUACCUUCGUACCACCGCGCAUAUACUAAGAGCAUAUCGAGUACAUCAGGCAUACAAGUCAAGUCCCCGACCGGUGGAAUCUCGGUAACACUUGAAGAUACGGGAAGCUGGUCAGAUUUAGCGCGAAGGGAUGCUACAUUGCCGACCGAUGCUAGCACUGUAAAUGACGAUAAGGCUUCUAGUGGAGGUGGCGGUGUCUUCGGCAUUUUUGGCAGAAAGAAAAGGGGCCAUAGUCCGAAGCCAAAAGAGAGGGGUGUGCUCGGCAAAGAAGGAGCACGACAGGUUGUCGGUUGAUUUUCCCGGCCACAGGCAUAAUUAUUAUUUCAGCUUUUUGGGCAUUGGGAAUCGGUUAACGAGGAUUUCGUGGAUUUAUCCGCAUAUUAUACCCUCAUCCAUCACAGAGAAAUCCCCUAUAACAUUCACGAGUCAAAACUAAACUCUGGUGGCUUCGAAGCCAGUUCGAAUCUCCAUUACUGGAAGAUUGAAUUUGACUCAU